AUGACAGCUGGUCAUACUACAAGGUACAUUUUGCUUGCUGUUGCCUUCACUUUCAUAUUUCAUAUGACAGAGGGAGGCCAGCUAUGUGGACUCUGUACACACAUGGUGGACCCUCGGGAUUGUGACGUAGUUGGUGAAUGUGGAAACCACGAGGAAUGCAGUAUCAGUCAGUACGUUUCACCCACCGGACACAUACUGUACGAUAUCGGAUGUGAAUCCUCACUAGCUUGUCGUUCCAGUACUGCGAGGAGGAAUUCAGAUGUCUCCAGGACUUCUCGGUUAAUAGGUGCCGGCAAUGUGGUGAUUUGUUCGACAUGCUGUAAUGAUACACAAACCUGCAACGUCAUCGACGGGCAUUGUAACAGUCAAGGUAACACUAUUAAAUAG
Messenger RNA from Mizuhopecten yessoensis (Yesso scallop), 387 nucleotides. RefSeq lists its product as uncharacterized. The record is from RefSeq and is a predicted model, not a curated record. The coding region runs from base 1 to 387 and encodes 128 amino acids. Lineage: Eukaryota; Metazoa; Mollusca; Bivalvia; Pectinida; Pectinidae. The transcript has 5 exons.